AUGAAUUUUGUAAAGAAGUGUAAGAGGGUAUUGGGAAGCAGCAAGAGUUUGUAUGAUCCACAAGACAGUAGUAGAAGUGGAAGCUAUGGAAGAUUAUCAGACAAGUGUCACAAAAAGCAAAAAGAUAAUACUAAGAAACCACCAAAUGGUUGUCUUUGUGUCUACGUUGGACCUGAGAGACAGAGAUUCAUAAUCAAGAUCAAAAUAUUCAAUCACCCUUUGUUCAAAACAUUUUUGGAAGAUGUUGAGAAUGAAUAUGGUUACAGAAAUGAUGGUCCUCUAUGGCUUCCUUGUCAUGUUGAAAUGUUCUGUGAAGCACUUGUGGAGAUAGAGGGUCACAAACACAGCUCAGUUUCACAAUAUUCUCCAUCGUCUUGUCGUUCUAACUUGAGCUCAUGGGAUGGAAAUUACGAGGUUUUGGAAUGA
This is a messenger RNA of Vicia faba (fava bean), 426 nucleotides long. NCBI's taxonomy places the organism in Eukaryota, Viridiplantae, Streptophyta, Magnoliopsida, Fabales, Fabaceae. The record is from the annotation of a GenBank genome assembly.